UGAAAUUAUAACUGCAUAUCAGUUCUAUUCUCUUCUUCAUUCUGUUCUCCAUGUUUUUCAGCAUUUACAAUAUAAUCGCUCCUUCUCUUCCUAUCUUCAUGGAAGUGGCAUAAAGUUCAACACCCCCAGUCCCAUAGCUUGUGAAAUUAAGGUUAUAUCCAUCAUGUUAAGUUAUAGGAAAAUCCACCAUGUCCGAAGCGUCACCGCCGCAACCCACCCAUUCUCCACCAUCUCCUCCAAUGACAACCACCACAUCUCCACCAUAAACUCUAAAUCCGAACUGCUCGACUUAUACACUGUCACACCCCCAAUCAAACCCUGGCCACGAAAACUCACCCCCAAACGCCUCUGCUCCAUCAUCACCCAACAGCAAAAUCUCGAUCUCGCCCUUCAAAUCUUCCACUACGCCGGAAAUUACCACCCGAAUUUCCAUCACACUUAUGAAACCUACCACUCCAUUAUCCACAAGCUCUCCCGCUUGCGCUCUUUCGAGCCCAUACCCUCCCUUUUAAAUCAAUUACGUGGUUCACAAAUCAAAUGCGGAGAAAAUGUAUUCAUCACGCUAAUUAGGUACUACGGUCUUGCCAGCAGACCGAAAGAUGCAAUUAAAAUGUUCCUCCAAGUUAAUGAUUUUGGAGUGCAAAGGUCAGUUCGUUCGUUAAAUACUUUGUUAAACGUUUUGGUUCAGAAUAAGAAGUACGAUUCUGUGUACCUUAUGUUCAAAAAUUGCCAGAAGAGGUUCAACAUUAUGCCCAAUGUGUUCACUUGCAAUAUAUUAUUAAAAGCCCUGUGUAAAAAGGAUGAUGUUGAGGGUGCACUCAAGGUGCUUGAUGAAAUGCCUGGAAUGGGAAUGGUGCCUAAUGUGGUGAGUUACACUACUAUUAUGUCUGGAUACGUGGAUCGUGGUGAUAUGUCGGGAGCAAAGAGAAUGUUCGAUGAGCUCUUGGAUCGUGGCUGGUUGCCUGAUGCAACCACAUACACGGUUCUGAUGGAUGGGUUUUGUAAAUUGGGGGACUUUGUUGAUGCGACGAAGGUGAUGGAUGAGAUGAUGGAUAAUAGGGUUGAGCCGAAUGAUGUUACAUAUGGUGUCAUGAUUGAGGCAUUGUGCAAAGUGAAGAAGUCAGGGGAAGCAGUCAAUAUGAUUGGUGAUAUGCUUGACAGUAACUAUGUCCCCAGCUCAGCUUUAUGUUGUAAGGUUAUAGAUGUCUUGUGCAGGGAAGGGAAGGUCGAUGAAGCUUGCAGCUUGUGGAAGCUAUUGUUGGUGAAGAACUGUACACCAGAUAACGUGAUACUGAGCACACUCGUGCAUUGGCUCUGCAAGGAAGGGAAGGUUUGGGAAGCAAGGAAGUUAUUUGAUGAGUUUGAAAAGGGUUCUAUACCUAGUGUUUUAACGUAUAACACGCUCAUUGCAGGCAUGUGUGAUGAAGGGGAGUUAUGUGAGGCUGGGAGGUUGUGGGAUGACAUGGUAGAAAAGGGUUGUCCUCCCAAUGCUUUUACUUAUAACUUACUGAUUAAAGGGUUCUGCAAAAAGGGUUAUGCAAAGGAAGGGAUCAAGAUAUUUGAGGAGAUGUUGGAUAAAAGGUGUUCUCCAAAUGAAUCCACUUACUCUAUCUUAAUUGAAGGGCUCUGCAGCUCUGGUUGUGAAGAUGAUAUACUGAAUGUUCUUGGUGCUGCUGUCUCUAGUAAAGUGGAGGUCAAAUCUGAUUCUUGGAGCAUUCUAGUUAAAAAGUUUGUUCCUGAUUGUGGAAACAUAAACGUCACUUUGGAAAGAAUUUUAUUGGAGAAUGUCGAUUAAGGUUUCCGUGCCAAUUGACUUUGGAUAAAUGCUUGGAGGUCAAUGCUCUGGUUAUGCACGUAAUGUUUUAGUGUGCAAUGAUAUGAAUAGCUUUGCGUUGUCUAUACUUUCUUUUGAUUGGAGAUAUCUGAGGCCAAAGCUAACAUUAGCUUAGUAACAUCUACCCGGGAUCAAAACAAAGACCAACUAAAACCCUUUUUGUGAUAAACUUUGACCGUAUUGACGUCGAAAGACAAUUUGAGCAUUAUGGAGGGUUCUUAAUGCAUAUACCCAUGAAGAUGCCAUAAAGGCUCUAGAAGGCACCAAUAUGAUGUAAUGAGUAUGUUAGCUUGCUUCAUCGCUAUGUUUUCCUUUCUUAACCUCUUCUUAGUGGGCUGAUAAAUUGACUUGUGAAUUUUCAGUAAGAUAUUCAAUAGAGUUGUUUCUGAUGAGUAUAAAGGGUUGAUGAUGAAAGGGGUCGCAGAUAAUGUAUCCCCAUAAGAGAUCAUGGAAGUCGUAGUAAUGAUGUGUCACUCAGUCCAGCAUGCCACCAUAGUCAAUCAAGCAAGUUGUGAUUAAGGGCCGGCUCGAGGCACAUAUUGUGAUAGGUAUGAUGGUCCUUCAGAGGGCCAGGAGUCCUGACCAUGUGCGAUUAGAAGAUGUAUGCACUGUCUAAAUGCUUAGCUAUUCUAUUGGUAGUUUUGAUAUUUUUUUGUAUCUUUUGGUUGUAUCUAAUCUUGAAAAAAAUAGAUUCUUUACAAAGUCCACCUAAGAAAGGAUGGCCUCUGCAUUAGUAUUACAAAUUAGAAUUCUCUA
This is a messenger RNA of Salvia hispanica, 2590 nucleotides long. The record is from RefSeq and is a predicted model, not a curated record. NCBI's taxonomy places the organism in Eukaryota, Viridiplantae, Streptophyta, Magnoliopsida, Lamiales, Lamiaceae.